Molecule: messenger RNA, 2260 nt
Organism: Oldenlandia corymbosa var. corymbosa
Lineage: Eukaryota; Viridiplantae; Streptophyta; Magnoliopsida; Gentianales; Rubiaceae
Source: the annotation of a GenBank genome assembly
ACAAUAUCCAAAAGUGGGCAAGUAUGGGCUUUGAGCCUUUUUGGACAGUCAUCCCUACCAUUUUUUUUUGUUAAUAAAAUAUACUAUGAAUAUCCUCCAAAUAUAUUAAACAAAGCUGCAAUAUUUUUUUGAUGAUGAGUCCAUCAUUCGGGUUCUGAGUCUUGAUCAAAUCUUCAUUUAUAUAUAAAAGGAAAAAAAAAACCCAAGAAUAAAUCCAGAAAAGCUCUCCAGCUUCCGCAUAAUUGCGUCUCUAUCUUCCUUCUUUUUUCCCCCAGAUAUAUCAUUUACGUACUCUCCUUCAGACCAGAGUUUGUUGUAGAUUUUCGCUAUCCUGUUUCAAUGUUGGAACGGUUUUCAAUUUCAUCUCAUCUGUGAUUUGGGUUUUUGAGGAAAGCUAAGAGGAGAAACACAGUAGAGCAAAAACAUGUGGGGAUUCGGAGGGAGGCACUAUUGGGGAAGAAAAGAAAGAGGGAGGAAAGUGGAAGGAAUCGUGGUGAUAUUCGCAUGGAUGUCAAGCCAAGAUAAGCACUUGAAGAAUUAUGUCGAUCUUUACUCCUCUCUGGGAUGGAAUUCGCUGGUUUGCCAUUCCCAAUUCCUCAAUAUGUUCUUUCCUGAAAAGGCUGUUCCAUUGGCUGUAGAAAUUAUUAGAGAGCUUGUUGAGGUAACUCCUAGAGUAUUUUAUACACUGCAUCUGAUUAAGGAUUGUUCUGUUAUAGGUAAACUCAUUUAUUUUAGGAAUGAAUGUAGCCCUGCAAACUGAAAAUGUUCAGUCGAAAUAAUUUCUUUGAGCCAUUGGAUUCAUUGCUGAUAUCUGCGUCUAGGGAUUUUUUCGGUUCUGAUUUUCUUUAACUUUUCCUUUUAUAAAUCGUCCUAAUUACGGUGAACUGUUACAUUUGUGGAUCAAUCAACUGGGAGUAUGUUAACUUUUCAUAUUUUUUUAUUUGAUAUAGGAGCUCAAAAUGAGACCCUGCCCAGUUGUCUUCGCAUCAUUUUCCGGUGGUCCAAAAGCCUGCAUGUACAAAGUUCUUCAGAUAAUUGAGCACAACUGUGAAGAACAAAUCUAUCUGGAUGAGUUCCAGCUUGUUAGGGACUGUAUUUCAGGGUUCAUCUUUGAUUCUAGCCCUGUAGAUUUCACUAGUGACUUGGGCACUAAAUUUAUUCUUCAUCCAACUGUUCUGAAGAUGUCCAAACCUCCAGCCAUCGUUUCUUGGAUUGCCAAUGGAAUCGCCUCCAGCCUGGAUUCUCUAUUCCUUAGCAGGUUCGAGAGUCAAAGAGCAGAGUAUUGGCAGACACUAUAUGCUACUGUAAGCAUGCAAUCUCCAUAUCUCAUUUUGUGCUCAGAAGAUGAUGAUCUUGCUCCUUAUCCUAUCAUUCUCAAUUUUGCUCAACGGAUACAAGAACUUAAGGGUGAUCUUAAACUGGUCACAUGGAGCAGCUCCUCUCAUGUUGGUCAUUAUCGGCAAUAUUCAUCAGAAUAUAAAGCUGCUGUGACUGAGCUGCUGAACAAAGCUGCUAUUAGUUACUCGAAACGCAUUCGACAACUGGAAGGGGAGAGAAUGGGCUUAGAGGAAACAGGUGAUGAGAUAUCAAAACCAUUUUGCAACCUUAGAAAGGCUGCAUCGAGUUCACAAAAGAGCUUUCAAAGAAUUGCCCUAGAGUUAAAUGACCAUUUCGUUGUACCUAGCUCAGUGGAGUAUCCUGAGGGUAGAGAUGUGGGAUCUGAGCCAGAUGAACAUAAAGAACGUUUUAUCCCUCUAUCUAGCCUUCCAAACAUAAAUGCUCAUGGAGUACUUGGUCAAGUUCUGUUUGAUGUCUGUGUGCCAAAGAAUGUUGAGGACUGGGAUCUAGGGUUAUCACCCUUGUUGAGCAGGAGGAGUUUCACUCCAGCCCGGAGGCAUUCACCUUUCAAUCCGAUUAAAUGCAUCCGACGCUCAAGAUUAUGACAUGUUAACCAUCUUCUUGGCGCCCUCUCAAUCCAUUCGCGGGUUCUAAGGUGUUUUGGAUCUCUCAGCAUUCGGUGUACAUUUUAAGGCUGUAACGUGAUUUAGUCCGAAGUUGUAAAUUAGGGAUUAAUUUUAGAGUUUAGUUUUCCACUGACCUUUCAGUCUUGUUCUAUUAGCCAGUGUUGAUAAUCAAAGAAAAUAAUGCAACAUGAAAUGUGAUGGCUGACAAGUGGAAGAUGAAAUAAAAUCGUCUACUAGAUGCUUGAAAUGUUGAAAUGUUGUAUAUUACUAUAUUUGAUCAAAAUUAUUUUUCGGCC